UUCACCUCGAGGCAGCACUUUUUCUCUUCUCUCCAUUGAAGAGCCACGUUUCGCGAUUCGGUUUCCUUCGAUGAUGUUCGAUCCUUCCUGUGUUUAUGGUCACGGCUGGGGGAAGCUUCGUGUGAUGAAGACGGUUAAGCCCGCCCGCGUCGUUCCCGCUUUUAGACUCUCAACAAGUACUUCGACGUUCACAUACGAAACACAACCCAGACUUGCACACCACAACCUCCGCUCUUUCUAUUCUUUUUCCGCUCGGAAUUGACAAAAGUCAAAGCUUGUAAGCGUUUUAGGUCAUAAGUCCGUUCGCGCGUUGGUCUUCACUCUUUUUCUGCCUGUCUGGAAUAUGUCUAUGUUUCGUAAACCGGGUGAUAGUUCUUCAAGCGACGAGUCGUCCGAGGAGGACCAUGAAUCAAGCAAGAAUCACAGCGUUCCAGUAGCCAAGGAAACAGUACGCUUGUCCUCAAGACGGAAUGCGAACAAUGCCAUUGCCUCGAGAUCGGGGCGAGCAACGCCCCUCUCAUCCCAGCCUGCAUUAAGCAGAAAUGCCAGCUAUGUUCGCGACCUACUUCUACAUUCGUUGCUGGAGGAGAGAGUUUUGCGAGAAACGGCGGAGCAGCUGGGGAAGAAUGCGGACGAUCCGGAAGUGCGAGAGAUAGCCCGAACGACGUAUCAGGCUCUCUCCCGCCAACUGGCUGGUCAGAACGAAGAUAACUAUACCAGCGAUUCGAUGCGCUCCCAGCGCGCUGCCAUACAGGACGUCUUAGGGACGGCAACUCGAAGCCACAUCGCCUCACUCACGGCUCGUAAUGGCGGAUCGACUCGUGCUCUGGCAAGGGGUUCCUCAUCACUUGGGAUGACCGCGAUGAAUCCCUUUGCUAAUUUUCCCUCCACGGUCGAUCGGCACCUGAAUUCACUUCCGGGUCUACACACAGAUCGGUAUGUGCGCGAGUUCCUCGAGCUACAGGUCGUGGGGAAGGGGGGCUACGGAACGGUGUUCAAAGUCAAACACAAGCUCGAUAAUUCCUUCUACGCUGUCAAGAGGAUUAUGGUCAGCCCCGAGAGACUUCGGCGAAUCCGCGAGAAUGGUCCUCACGAGAUAGAGCAAAUGCUCGAAGAGGUUCGAGCGCUUGCGAAGCUUGACCACGGUAAUAUCGUACGCUACCACAAUUGCUGGCUGGAGUUUACCACUCAACCAGGGGACCUGCCAGCGGCACCUGAAAGGAUACGCAACAAUCUGUUACUGGAACAUGGAUCUGGCUCCGACCAUGAGGUGAGCAACCUACAGGCUGGUGUUCAAAGCCUCACAUUUGAACACUCGUUGGAUAACCUCCAGAUGGACGCCAGUCCGGGGAUUGUGUUUGAGUAUACCGAUGGGGACACAGGCGCCCGUGCAGAACAACCUCCGGACAAUGGUAACCUCAAGAUGCCACCAACUCAGAGGCAGCGAUCGUCGAGCCAAGCUACUAUCCAGACAAUCUCGUCCAUGCGAUCUCGACUCAGCACAAUCGAGGACGACGAUGAGAUUGAGGUCAUUGAAAGGAAUCACAAACCACAAUAUCCCCAUCCAAGCAGCGAUGUUUCGGAAAGCUUGAUGUCAGACAGCAACUUGCCGGGCCGACCACUCGUUGGACGCACUACAGGACCGGUCCUGACGCUCAAUGUUCAGAUGAGCCUGUACGAUACAAAUCUCGCCGAAUACUUGUCAUGCGAGCAGUCUCCAGCACCGGCUGACCAAGUCCACCAUUGCUUCCACACCUGCAUCAGUCUGGAGCUGCUUGCCAGCAUCAUCUCGGGGGUAGAAUACCUGCACGCGCAAGGCGUCGUACACAGGGAUCUGAAGCCCGCAAAUGUUUUCCUAGCCCUGUCCAGCUCCACCAAGAUCAGUCCCUCUGGAUCUAUAGACGCGUCCACUUGCAGCUCCUGCCCCUCUCGAGAAUGCCUUUACGUGACGCCGCGGAUAGGAGAUUUUGGACUUGUCGCGGCGCUAGGCGAAGGAUGUUUUGCCAACGACCAGUUUGUUAAAGCGGUUGGGACGCAGUUCUAUCGGCCCGAGGGAGGUGACACCAAGGUCAGCGAGAAGCUGGAUGUCUUCGCCUUAGGGAUCAUGGCAUUUGAGAUGCUGCAGGGGUUCUCGACCAAGAUGGAGAGAGCGGAGACUUUGAGGCGACUGCGUCAAGGGGUGUUUCCACCAAACUUUGCGGACAGGGUGGGUAUGGAGGUCCAGAGUCUGAUUGGCAAUAUGAUACAUGCAGACGAGGAGAUGAGGCUGACGUGCGAGGAGGUAAAGCGGCAGCUAGGUCGAAUCAUUGAAGGAUUGCGGCAGCAACGUUGAUUUGGCUCUGCUCGCCGCUGACCUUAUUAACGCCCUGGAAACUCUCAGUAGUUGGACACAUGCCCUGGAGUUGGGAUAGGAGUAACAGGAUGAAUCUGGCAACCGACUUCAAGCUUCCUGGGCUUCUGAGCUUCAAGCGAAGUUCUUGAGCUAGAGCAGCGCAGAUAGUUCCAGAUGUAUACUUCACAAAGCCCCUAUACCUUGACUUGCGUUUAUGAACCGAAGUCAAAAUCCAAUAUUCU
Messenger RNA from Westerdykella ornata, 2574 nucleotides. Its product is annotated as kinase-like protein. Gene Ontology annotation, biological process: protein phosphorylation. The coding region runs from base 344 to 2332 and encodes 662 amino acids. NCBI's taxonomy places the organism in Eukaryota, Fungi, Ascomycota, Dothideomycetes, Pleosporales, Sporormiaceae. The transcript has a single exon. The record is from RefSeq and is a predicted model, not a curated record. Gene Ontology annotation, molecular function: ATP binding; protein kinase activity.